Messenger RNA from Polyodon spathula (Mississippi paddlefish), 3359 nucleotides. RefSeq names its product transmembrane gamma-carboxyglutamic acid protein 3-like. Gene Ontology annotation, cellular component: extracellular region. Gene Ontology annotation, molecular function: calcium ion binding. Lineage: Eukaryota; Metazoa; Chordata; Actinopteri; Acipenseriformes; Polyodontidae. The record is from RefSeq and is a predicted model, not a curated record. The transcript has 5 exons. Bases 648 to 1313 code for a protein of 221 amino acids.
UUGUUUUUAUUUGUUUGUUAGAUUUUUUCUUGUAUGACAUUUAAUAGCAUGGUGAAUUCAGAAUAAAAUAUAUUGGCUAAAGUCAAAAAUGCUUCUCACCACGCACUUCCAAUGAUGUACCCUACACAUACAGAUAGAUAGCCAUUUAAAAUAUAAAUAUACAGUGUACAUUGAAAUACGUGUUGAAACACACAUUUUUUAAAUUUUAUUUUUACAUGUGCUUCCUGUGCUACAUACAAAUUUUAGGCGUCAUUUUGCCACCCCCUUCGCCAUGUUGUUACCAUGGAAACACCUCGGCGAUUGUAUAUGUAUAAUAGGUUUAUUAUAACAUUGGAAAACUGUUUCCCGAGCACAAACUUCGAACAGAGAAUAUAGCAAUGCUUCUCGGUAAAGACACGGAGCCGAGGGUCUGCACUUUUAUCUGGCGUCCCGAAUGAAAGAGGAGACAUCACUGAAGUUUCUCCGAUGAAUAAACACAGGACUAUCUCAACACAACGGUGUGACAAGGAACAGUAGCACUCAUUUCCCUGCAAAUACAUAAAAAAUCACUUCACCUGAUCAGUAUCAUAAUAAUGUCAAGAUAGUACUGUAUCUUCAAUCCAAGAUCAAAGGUCAAUGCAUUCCAUUAGACGUUGUGGUCUGGCACUAUGGCUGAAACUUUCCUAGAAGCAAAGGAUGCCAAAUCCCUCCUCAAGCGUCUGCCGAGGGCUAACGGUUUCCUGGAAGAGUUCCAUCAGGGCAACAUUGAACACGAGUGCAACGAAGAGAUCUGCAGCUACGAAGAGGCCAGGGAGGUCUUUGAGAACCAGGAGAUGACGAUGGAGUUCUGGAAGACCUACUACACAGUGAACACCAACCUUGACCCACAGACUGAGCACUCUGACGCCAUGUACAUGGUGGUGCCCCUGUUGGGCGUGGCCUUGCUCAUCAUCAUCGCGCUCUUCAUCAUCUGGAGGUGCCAGCUUCAGAAAGCCACGCGCCGCCGUCCCACUUACUCACAGAACCGCUACCUCACCAACCGGACCUCCCGCAGCCUACCCCGCAUCCUGGUGCACCGGGAGCCCUCGCACACGACCACAGAACUGCCUCACCAUGAGCCCAGCGCCAGGGCAGGGGCAGCUAGCAGCGGGCACACCAACCGGACACUGUAUGUUCAGGACACUUCUGUCUCUGUUGCCUCCCGGCUCUCCAGCGCCACACCACCCCCUUCUUACGAGGAAGUCACCGGACAUGUGGAGAGCAGCAGUGACGAAAACAGCGCCCCCUACAGUGACCCUCCGCCUAGGUAUGAGGAGAUUGUAAGGCAGAAGUGACCAGAACCCCCGUCACCCCCCGCCAACCUUCCUGUGUUUAAACUUUGCAGGAAAAAACAAAACAGGACGCCUUUGCCUUAACUUGAAUUGUUAAAAAAAUAUAGAAAGAAAAAGCACAACAACAAAAGCUAACUAUAAUGUAUAAAAUAGAGAAGAGGGUAUAUGGAGACUGUUCUCAUUUAGAGCAAAGCAAUAGGAGUUUGGUUUCAGGAAAGUCCUUUGUAAUGACUGUGACCCCUAGAAAUUCCCUGUGAUCUCUGCAAUUUAUGGUUGUGAACCUCUGGAGUAUUGUUGUGUUUGGUUAUUGAGAGUGAAAUGUAUUCAAACAGCUUUCGUGAUUAGCUGAACAACAGUGAAACCACAUGAUUUCUGUGCUUUUAAUGUUUUCUUAGUCCCACAAUUGCUGGGAGUGUUAAAAACGAUCUUUACAGGAAUCUAUUAGGCAGAACAGAGCAUCUGUAAAACCUUGAAGGAUGGGAGAGACAGGAGAGUGUGCCAAGAUUAUAGCUGAAGGAGACCAGGUACUGCGAGCUGUUGAAAUGAAGGUCUGUAGUCCUGCAGUCCAAAGGUCUCUGUGAACUCUGUGUAGUGGCCUAUCCACUCUGGAAGGAAGAUUACUGAUGCAAGUCUCCAGCUGAAGAUUCUGUUAUGGAAUUGACCGAUGAAAAUUCUCGAACACCUGAUGCCUUUCAAUGACUCUGCAUUCUUGAGAAUUUGUCAAAUUUAAAAUAAGAGACACAUAAAUACUUGUGAAUCAACAAUCAUUUAAUUGACCUGCCACUGUAUCAGUGGUAGAUUUAGGCGUUGGUGGGUGAGUGGGUAACGCUAUGUUUUUAAAAGUGUUCUAAUAUUGAAUGUUUUGGUGUUCUAAAGCACAGCUGCACUGCCAUUGAUCACUGCAUUCAAUCAGGGUUCGAACUGAACAGGUGGACCUUUAGAGUCUGGUUUAGUGGAAAGAGGAUGUGAGUAAAUGUUUGACUGGGCAUAGUGCGAAGAACUGGCAAUCUUGAGUUUUUGUUAUAACCUGGACAAUAAUAAUAUUCUUUCUUCACUGCUUUCUCGUUAACACAUUUGCAAUAGCCAACUCCACCAAAUGGUUUGUGCAAUACCUUUUUUUUGCAGUAAAUGAAAUUACCGGUUUAAAUUCGUUCAAUUGUAAAUAUUUUACGAAAAACAACCUAAAGUGUGGACAAUUUGACUUGCAGUAUUACAGAUUUUUUUUUUUUUCCAGUAAACAAAUUGUAAGCACACAGUAGUUCUGUAAUGAGUUUGAGGUUCCUCAGUUUUGUUCUAGCCCUGAUGGUGUUCUUACAGAGACGCGCUGUUUUGAGUGCAGGUGGACACGAUUGAAAGCCCUGAAGCCAGCAGGCUGUUUGCUUCCCUGCUGGAGUGGUAACAAGUUACCAGCCCUUGAUCUGUCAGCCUCUGUGGACCUGCACUCAAACUCUGCUUACUUUACGGCACACAUGCAUGGAAUGGAUCAGGAUAUCCUAGCUUUUUUUCUCUUUCUCUCUCUCUUGCAUAUGGUGAAUGGAAGGUUCUUAUACCUUUGUCAAUGUGUGCUUUUCUGUUUUUCCUUUUUUUAAUUUUGUUUCCCUUUUUAGAUAAUACAGAUGCAUUCCAAGCAAAUGUACACUAGGGGGGAGGGGAGCACUAUACAGAGUGUUAUCAUUGUUUUUUCAAGCCUUACUUGUGGCCUAUUUACUGAAACUAGUUAACCACUUGAGUGUGAAUGUUAAAGCUGGGUCUGUACCUCCCUGCUGAAGUGUUACCUAAGAAAUUCUCUUAUAUUUAUUUACUGUCCACCCACAGUAGCCAUGGGGAACUAACAGUUUUCUCUGUAGCAAUAGCAAAAGCUAUAUCAAUGAAGUUAAACUAAAACACAUAAAUCUAUUAGAUGAGCAUCAAAAAUUGUUUUAAAACUGAAAAAAAGGCUUCAAAUAUUUGCAUUCAUUUUUUUACAACUAGUAAUAAAUCAAUUUCAUUUUAGAAACUAUGUGAUAUAAGCCAGUAAAACUAUCACUAGUGUGUGUGUGUGUGUGUGUG